Molecule: messenger RNA, 3571 nt
Organism: Cherax quadricarinatus
Lineage: Eukaryota; Metazoa; Arthropoda; Malacostraca; Decapoda; Parastacidae
Source: RefSeq, a predicted model, not a curated record
UGGAGGAUGUUGUUGGAGGAGUGGUGGAGCAGAGGUGGAGAUCAGCACCAGCAGCAGCCACAGAACAUAGUGUGUGGGGGAGGAAGUUUGUUGUGAGGUACAGGAGUGCCACCAGACACCAGCAAAGGUGGGGAGAGAGAGAGAGACAGCCCCUGACUGAGAUCACCAAUACACGUGACUUGAAUGAUCAAAUUCUCUCUGGCACUGAUAAUGGCGACGAAUGCGGGCGAGAGGUCAUGGCCGACGACGAGGAAGAACAUGAUAUAAAGAAAUCUAAAAAGCUAGGGAAAACCAGACUGGAGAUUUCUGGGUUGCUUCAUCCAGAUGAACUGAUGCCAAGGCGCAGGAAGAAGAAAACAAAACUCAGAGGAGCAAGAGAAAACCAUACGAAAGGUGUUCCCGCAGUAGAAUCUUUAAACUGUAAUGUGGUGUCAUUGGUACGAAGUAAACAGCAACUUAUGUAUGGAGGUGACGAGGAUAUGAGCCUGACAUGUCACCCCGAGAAGUCUCCUCACAUCAGUUCCACCCACUACCCGCAGUCCUCUACUACUACUACGACCACCCAUUACGACUACCCACUUUAUCACACCUCUGCUCAAUGCCCACCUUACUUCACAGCCGCCCACCCUCCACCCAUAGGCUUCAAAUCUCAACCCAGUGUCCUUGAUAGACGACCAUCCAUGUAUCCAUCGCCCCAGACUUGCUUUGGUGCUGCUGCCUCCUCAAAGCCUCAGUUACUGGGUGGAGGAUACGAGAGUUUGCAUUAUCACACUGGAUUUAAUGGUGCACAUGUACAGGAUAUCAACCAAAAAAUACACAGUGUACCUCAGCGGAGUUCGAUGGUCGACAUGGGUCAGAUUUCGCGCUGUGCCUGUGAUGCCUUUGGUGCAGGCUGCUCAUCCGGCCGCCUCCGUUCACCACCUCUCACUGAUGUUAACCAGAGAUACUUCAGGAGAGACAUCCCCCGCGCAUUCUCCUCUCAACAGAAAUGCAAGUUAGAACCUCCUGACAUCCAUCCUGGAUGCACGUCUUCCUCUGUCGGAACUAUGCAUCCAUACACCUGGAAUGACAAGUUUGAAGGUUCCACAGGCAGUUUUGAAAGGAUAUUAAUAAAUUCACCUGGAAUUACCACGGACUCAAACGAUUUCCUUCCUAGAUUCGAACAUUCAGACUUGGAAUACAGUCAACUGAAUAAUGGGCACUCUCUUUCUAACUUUGAUGACUCGUGUGCAGCGGAAACCCAGAGGGAUAUUUUUAAUGAAUUCAGUCACUCAGGAUACGUAACUUCGCUUAUGAAUGAUAGUGAAGCGAAGUAUGGUCAUCAUUCACUAGGCUUGUACGAUACAGUAAACAGAAACUACUCUUCAAGGCCACCGUAUGCAUUGUAUCCAUCUAGGAACAGUUGGGAAUCUGACACGAAAAAACGUGAAGGUAUGGGAUGGCAAGGGGUGACACCAGGGCCACACGAUGCGUUGAUAAAAAUUACGAAUAAUCACACUGACUACGAUUCCACCACCAGCGGAGCAGCCACAAAUAUUUAUAUGGACUCUACAUUCCGACACGACAUAAGAGGUGCCAGCAACGACCCAAUGCAAAACGAGAGCCGCAAUGAUCACUGUUUAUCUCCUGAGCUCUUUGCUUCCCAGUACCAAACUAGCUCCGCCCCACCUGCCAGUCAUCUUCGCCCCAACUUUGGAGAUACAACGCAUGAAUCACAAAUUCUAUUUUCACCCAAGAUCUCUCUAAUUCGUACCGAGGAUUCAUACCGGAGUGGACCAAGUAGUGUGGUGCGAGUGAGUACCUUGGAAGGUGAGGUGGUACUGGAUCCCACUUGCUGGAAGCUGGCCCACACCUUCACCGGUUUGUUGGGACGUAAGGCCCCGUUCGUCUCCAACGACCUCCUAGAGUGAAGUCAUUGACCUUGGCAACCCGUCAGAGCUUACUAGGCUUACCAGGAAAAAUGUGACACCUAGUUCACACAUCACUACCGGUCACCCACACCGUUUAUUUACUGUAUAUUUCACCACUCCAUUAUCAUCCACACAUAUUUACACUUUUCCACCUCAUCACCCACACGUAUUUAUUUUUCUACAUCUCGUGUCAUUUACGGCUGCACACACACACACACACACACACACACACACACACACACACACACACACACACACACACACACACACACACACACACACACACACACACACACUAAACACACCCCAGACCUCUACACCCACACUCACCUCUGGUGAACACGUACUUGGCGAGUGAAGCAGUUGAUCGUGUUGAUGAUGCACCUCGAGAUACAAGGACAAGAGAAACACUAAACUCACAGCAACACCUCAAUAAAGACACAAGCAACAACAAGCUUUUUGCACUGAAGGUCUGCCACUUUUUAUUUACCACGAUGCUCUAGUUAGACAAGACUAUUAUUAGUAGUAAUGUUUAUGGAGAAGCUCUAAUUCCGUAGGGGAGGUCUGUGAAGAUCAUCCCUAGUGACCUCCCAUUCCCUGGGUAUUAAAUGAUCCCUGUGGGUUUAGCGUUUCCCCAUGACUGUAAUAAUAAUAAUAUUUGUGGAAUUAUCUUUAAUUUGCGGAUGCCUAAUUACAAACACUACAAUUGAUCUCAUUAAGUUUGGUGAUGAAUAAUUUAUUUUUUGUAAGACGCAGAGUUGAAAUUCAAGCAAUUAAUGUGAUAAUCUUAUUUGAGAGAAUAAUUUUUAUUUGAGAUUAUAAUUUUUGUUUGAGAGUAAGUUAUCGAUAUGUCAGUUAGGUAAAUUGAUAUAUAGGCAACGUUUUUUAAUAUUUUUUUUCUCAGGCUACCUUUCUCUCUGCAGGAACGUUAUAACGAAGCCUAGCCCCCCCCCCAAAAAAAAAAAAAAAAUAUUAGAAUGUUGAGAACGUAUUAUUGUAAGAGUCUUAAGUCUCAUUGCAAGGAGAGUAUUAAGACUUUAAGAAUCUUACAAUAACACGACAUUAAGGUUUAAUGGAAUACUAAGACUUGAAGAGAGGAAUAUCUGGGUCCUUGUGAAUGCUCUUCUAGGGAUGCACAACCCUUCAUGGUACCUCAGAUCUUUGUUAUGUGUACACUGAACUAAAAUAAUUCUUAUUUGACUUCAAGGUUUUGUUUUUUUUAUUUGUGUGUGGUUCAAACUCCGCUUUCAAGGUUGUUCCUGACGUUUCCCGGCACACAGUCACCUCUUAUGAAUUGACUGUGUGCCCAGGGGUGGUAAACGAGAUGGAAAAAAAGGGUGAAUCCACAGUGAAAAAAAGGGUGAAUCCACAGUUGAACAGCGAGUGAAGUGCAGGCCUUUCCACCCAAAUAGGAAGCGAAUCCGUCUUUCGCUUGGCAGACGGAGGAUCGAGCCACCAACGCUUCUUGCGCUGAACGACCCUCGUGGAUUUAUCACUUAACAUAAAUCAUUACUACAUCACGCUUUAUUAAAUUCUUGGAUGUACUGCUUCAGUAGCAGUUACAAAAAAAAUCACUAGAGAGAAGCAUUACAUGAGAGCGUAUAUACUGUAUUUUUAUUUUUAUUGCUUCUGCCAUGUUCGUUGUACAAAAAGAAAAUCGU